Messenger RNA from Linnemannia hyalina, 555 nucleotides. The record is from the annotation of a GenBank genome assembly. Lineage: Eukaryota; Fungi; Mortierellomycota; Mortierellomycetes; Mortierellales; Mortierellaceae.
AUGCAUGCGUAUCGAUCACAAAGUUGUCUGUUCACCUCUUCCUCCUUCCUCCAUCAUAUCCUCUCCACCAACUCGCGCGCGGAGUUUAUUUCUCUCAGUAUUCAUGCCCGACUUUCGAAUGCAGAGACGAUUGCAAAGAUCUUUUCGCCAGAGGUGUUGUCGAAGGAUUUGUUGGAUCGAUUGUAUUCGAACAGGACAUGGGUUAAGCAUAAGGAGUGGAAGGCGUAUCCUAACCUGAGGCCUAUUUCUCUGGUGGAGGGGGAGGAUAGUGCAGAGCCCGAGUUUGUGGUUGGUGACGGAGAGAGUGCGUCAUCGGAGCAGAAACAGGCAGUGUUUGAGAAGCAUACCCGAAAGCAGCACGAACAGGAUGCACAGAAGAAGGCGAUUGAGGCUUGGGGACAGGUGGAGGUCGUUCCGGGUGUGUUUUAUGUCAACUCCUUUGAGCCUCUCAUCUCCACGAUGGAGACGGAAACGAUUGCAGGAAAGAACAUUGCCAGGCUGUUGCGCGACCGGAUCGUAGGACAAUGCCCAGUGGAAAAGAUAGUCAAGCGAUAA